UCUCUCUCUCCAUCUGGCUUUUAAAGGCCAACAGAACGGCAGCAGAAGAAGAAGAAGAAGAACGAAACCAAAUAUUUAUUAAUUUUCAUUUUCAUAUAACGCUCUGUUACCAAUAUUCCCUCUCCUCCUGCCGUCUUUCUUCCAUCAUCAUCAUCAUCUCUAUAUAUAUCUUCUUCUUUCUUCCAUAAUCCCAUAAUCCAUAACCUCGAUUCUUCCUCCAUCUUCCUCGCUUAUCACGUCCCUGCUCUCUUACUCUGUUUCUGCUUCUAUCUAUCCCAAGCAAAUUAAUUCUUAAAGCUAACUUCUUCUUCUUCUUCUUCUUCUUCUUUUUUUUUAUAAAAAAAAAUAUUUAUAACUUUGCCGAGAAAUUUUCCUUUUUCUUGUUCUUCAUUUACACCCUUUCACUCUUACAAGUAAGCUUGUGCAUCAUUUAAUCCAUGUUUGUGUUAUGUUACAUCAAAGGGUAUUCUUUAAUUUUAUUGGGCUGAUUGAUGAUGAUCGAUUCUGUUAUGUGCAUUAAUGUCUGGAUUACUAUUUAUGGUUGAGAAGACGGAAUUUCUGGAGCUGACGUUGUUGUUGUUGUUGUUGUUGUUUCGGUGAUUACGGGCCCGUCCAAAAUUUGUUUUUUUUUUUUUCCUUCUUCUCAUAAGAAAUGUCUUAUAAUCGUCAUCCUUCAUCGGAAAUGCUUCAAGAGCCCAGCAUCGAUACAGAUAAGCUCAGCUACGAAAUAUUCUCGAUUCUGGAGAGCAAAUUCUUAUUUGGUUAUGAUGAUAAAAAGCUAUGGAUACCCAAACAGAUUCCAACCCCGCCCCUGCUUGAAGAGGUCGUUUCUACCUCCCCUAAAGCUGCCGCGGAGGUGGAUGGUCUUCAGGCGAUUAAGAAUCAGAGAGGCAAAAUAUGCGUCCUGAGCAUCGACGGCGGCGGAAUGCGCAGCAUCAUCCCCGGGAAAGCCUUGGCCUAUUUGGAGAACGCCUUGAAAGUAAAAUCCGGCAAUCCCGAUGCUCGGAUUGCUGAUUAUUUCGACGUAGCCACCGGCUCCGGCGUCGGAGGUAUCUUCACCACCAUGCUCUUCGCCACCAAGGACCACAACCGCCCCAUUUUCCACGCCGACGAAACGUGGAAGCUUCUAGCAGAGCAAGGCAAGAAUUUCUACCGCUCCUCCAAUUCAACCGGCGGCGGUUUUCUGAGGCGUGUUUUCCGGGGCGGAGGCGCGGCCAACCCCGCCGCUGCUUCAUCCUCGGCGUUGGAGAAAUCGAUGAAGCAGGCUUUCGUGGACAACAAAACGGGUCGCAGCCUGACUUUAAAGGACACGUUAAAACCCGUACUGAUCCCCUGCUACGAUUUGUCCAGUACGGCGCCGUUCCUGUUCUCCCGCGCCGACGCCCUGGAAACCGACAGCUUCGAUUUCCGCCUCUGGGAGGUCUGCCGGGCCACGUCGGCCGAGCCGACGGCGUUCGAGCCGGUGUUCAUGAAAUCCGUCGACGGCCAGACUCGCUGCGUCGGCGUCGACGGCGGCCUGGCCAUGAGCAACCCCACGUCGGCGGCAAUCACGCACGUGCUCCAUAACAAGCAGGAGUUCCCCUUCGUGCGGGGCGUCGAGGACAUUUUGGUACUUUCAUUAGGCACCGGCCAGCUCCUGGAAGGAAGCUUUUCAGAGGAGCAAGUGAAGAGCUGGAAGCCCAAGGACUGGGCUCGACCUCUGGCUCGUAUCGCCGGAGAUGGCUCCGCCGACUUAGUCGAUCACGCCGUUUCCAUGGCUUUUGGUCAGAGCCGGAGCUGUAAUUACGUCCGAGUCCAGGCAACUGGGUCCAGCUUUGGAGGUUGCGGGGCAGAUAUCGACUCCAACCCGAGCCCCGACAACGUAAAGUUGCUGGUAAAAGUAGCGGAUGAAAUGCUGAAACAAAAGAAUGUAGAAUCAGUGCUGUUCAAUGGGAAGAGGAUCGGAGAACAGAGCAAUCUGGAGAAACUGGACUGGUUCGCCGGUGAGCUUGUGCAAGAGCAUCAGAGGAGGAGUUGCAGAAUAGCUCCCACUGUUGCUUUCAAGCAAGCCACUCAGCAACAAAACAACACCCCUAAAUAGUAGAAGAGAUUUUAAACACUUAAAAACUAAAAAAAUGUGUGUAAAAAUGUGUGAAGUAGUGGAAGGAAUAUAGUACCAGUAACCCACAAAAAAAAAAAAAAGGAAGCAACUUUCACUUUGUUGAAGAGAAGACAGAAAGGGCAAAAGGGGAGGUGGUGGUCAAGGAUUUUGAUUAAACAAAAAGGAAGGGGGGCCUAAAGGAGGGUGGGGAAACAGUCAAGUAUCAACAACUGGAUGAAAAAAAGUGGUGGAUCAUCUCAUAAUCUUGGUGGGAACUCUCUGGUUUGGCCAAGGAAGACAGGCGUUAUGUGGGAUUAUAGCAAACUCCCAAAUGGCAAAAAUCCCCAUAUUUUUUUCAAUUGGGUCAAUUCAAAAUUGGAGAUUUCCCAUAUCUAUGUUGUUCCUCCUCCUCCUCCUCAUUGUGCUUUUGACUUUUUUUUUUGGGGAUUUUUUUUAUAAUUUCAGAUGUGGUGGGUUUUGGGACCUGGAAAUUUUUAUAGUUUCCCUCCCUUGCAUUUCCUUUUGUUUUUUGGAUGCCCUUUUCUUUAUGGCUUCUUUUUUUUUUUUUUGGAGGGCUUCAAAUUUAUAGUAUUACUUUUGAAAUGCUGGUGGUGGUAGACACAUUUGGCCAGGAAGCCUGGAGGCUUUGCACACAAAGAAAACAUUUCCUUUUUUUUUUUUUUUUUUGCCUUUGCUGCCGUGAUCGGUGUAAAUUUGUAAUAUGGUAGAGAUGUGGGAUUCAAAAUGCACUACUUUUCAUCACAACCAACUAAUAUCGUGUUUAAAAAUAAAAAAAAAAAACCCAACUAAUAUCGUAUAAUCUCUUUUUUCGUUUCAACAUUAACAAUUAUAACGAUCACAACUCUGGUUUUACAACUGAAAAAAUAAUUUUAUAAGUCCUCUAUAUAAAUAUCGGAUUCAAGAAGAAUAUUUUUUGCAUGACUGUUUACCUAUUUAUAUUAUUAGGCUGCUAUGGUUAACGUGCGAUGAUUCUGUACUUGGGUGUAACCCUAGCUUAAAAUAUUGGAAUAUUCUUCUUUAAGAACUUUACUAGCUUCAAGGUUCGGCAAACCUAACAAAUCAUGUGUUUUUCUUCUUCUUCUUAUUAUUGACUUUUAGGGAGUACACAAACCAACAAAUUCUGUUAUUAGUUAAAGAUCAAAAAUCC
Oldenlandia corymbosa var. corymbosa is the source of this 3248-nucleotide messenger RNA. NCBI's taxonomy places the organism in Eukaryota, Viridiplantae, Streptophyta, Magnoliopsida, Gentianales, Rubiaceae. The record is from the annotation of a GenBank genome assembly.